UUCGAAAAUCCGACCGUUGAAGAAAUCCGACCGUUGAAAAAUCCCUCUCUUUCUCUUCUUCCCCUCCAAACACACCCCAUUUUUUCACUCAUCCCGAUUCCCAAAUCUCUCUCUAUCCUGAUUAUUCUUACUGUCGCAAAUCUUCUUCCCCUUCCCUCUCCCCCUUAACAAUCAAGGAACUAAAAUGGAAGAUUUAAGUGCAACUGUAAUUGAUGAGAUUUAUGAAUUCUCUGCUCCAAAAUUUUUCGAUUUCAUUAAUGGUGAAUCUGAUCAAGAGAAGCGUAAUGCUGAACUGUGGUUUGAAACCGCUCUUAGUCACGCCCCUUCACCUUUUAUGCUCAGAAUUAGGGCUGCUAGAUCUGUUCAACUUAGUAGCAUCUGUGAUUUUGGUGAUGAUACUCAGGAGACAACGAAGGCACCUGAAUUACUUGAGCCAACAAAGGAAUUAUCAUCAAAGCCAGAACAGACUUCUUUUAGGCACCAAAACAUCGAAGUAUCCACUGAACAGGAAGAGAAUUCGAACCCGAAUUUGAUCAACGCGAAAACCGCUAAUGAGGAAUCUAUUGAUGAGCGAAGUAAUGAAGCAGCAUCAUGUGAUAAAACUUGCAGAAACAAAAGUACUGUGAAAGAAGCUGCCCCUGAUGUGAAAAUUGAACAGGAAAUUCAGGAAAAAUCUGUUGCGAGUCGUCCUUCACAAGAUGUGUGCACGCCUAAACCGCUAACGGUUGCACGUAAAGGAGGACGAACAACCACCGAAUCAAAGAGGCAGCAGACAGCCAAAAAGAUUGCUAGUGCGUUAAUGAAUCCAUCAGCAUUGAAGUCAAAAAUCCAAUCACAUACAGGAAGUGCUAAACCUGCUGGCGUGAGGAGUAACAGAAAGACUUGCAACUUAAGCAGUGCUACUGGGACUCCUAACUUGGUUCAGGAAAACCAAGCCAUUAAGAGGCAGAAGCUAGAAGAUGGAAAAACUAGGCAGAUUCUCAGCAUCAAACCUCCAAAUUAUCUGCACAAAACUAGACCGGGUGUCGCCACGAGCUCAUCCAACGUAUGCGCUUUGACAACUAAAACUGCCAAAGAAGAUAGAAAAAUUUAUGUUAGGGAUCCACCAGUGCAACCAGUGCCUUUCGUUUCGACGGCAGAGUUCUUGAAGAAAUUUCAAUCAAGCACAAGAAACUUGUCACUGCCUAACAGCUCACUGUCACAAGGAAAGCCUAGACUGCAAUUGACAAGACCCAAAGAACCUGAGUUUGUUACUUCACAAAGGGUUCGUUUGGUAAAAGUGAAGAGCUCAGAUGAGCUUGAGCAAGAAAUGAUGGCUAAGAUGCCAAAAUUUAAGGCACGUCCAUUGAACAAAAAGAUUCUUGAAGCUCCUUCUCUACCUCCACUGCCCAAGAGUCUUCCUCCAAAGCCAGAAUUCCAGGAAUUCCAUUUGGAGACAAUGGAAAGAGCAAAUAAGAAUGCAGAUUCAUCCUCGGUGAUUUCGACCAAUUCUGCACAUCAGAAAUCUCAGUGGAAACCUAAUCGUUUAACUGAACCAAAAACACCGGUGCUGCAAACAUCCUUACGAGCACGUCCAACUAAGGUAAGAAGUUCACUGGAAAUUGAGCAGGAAGAGCUGGAAAAGAUACCGAAAUUUAAGGCUCGACCUUUGAAUAAAAAGAUAUUUGAAAGUAAGGGAGAAAUGGGGAUGUUUUGCAACAUCAAGAAACAAGUAACUGUACCCCAAGAAUUUCAUUUUGCAAUUGAUGAAAGGAUUCCCCCACCUUCAUCUGUUGCAGACCUAUUUGACAAGCUUUCAUUAAAUUCUGAGUCAAAUCACGAUAACAUCAUCUUGAGAAUUACGAGGCCAAAUCCAUUCCAUCUUUAUACAGAGGAAAGAGGGACAGAGAAAGAAAGAAGGUUUAUCACCGAAGUUGUGCAUAAACAGAUAGAGGAGGAGAAAGCCAGAGUUCCCAAGGCUACCCCCUAUCCUUACACCACUGAUUUCCCUGUGAUUCCGCCUAAGCCAGAUCCUAAAGAGUGCACUCAGCCCGAACCUUUCCAGCUCGAGAGUCUAAUCAGGCAUGAGAACGAAAUGAGGAGAGAAAUGGAGGAAAGACUUAAAAAGGAAAGGGAAGAAGCUCAAAUGAGGAUCUUCAAGGCGCAGCCAGUUUUGAAAGAGGAUCCAAUUCCUCUUCCUCAGAAAGAACGUAAACCCCUUACGGAUGUUCAGGAAUUUAACCUUCAUUUAGAGCACCGUGCAGUUGACAGAGCGGAAUUUGAUAAGAAAAUUAAGGAAAAAGAAGUGAUGUACAAAAGAUACAGAGAAGAGGCCGAAGCUGAAAAACAGAUGGAAGAAGAGAAGGCCUUAAAGCAACUACGGAGGACUUUGGUGCCCCAUGCUCGACCAGUGCCCAAGUUCGCCAACCCAUUUGUACCACAAAAGUCUUGCAAGGGUCCAACAAAUCCAAAAUCCCCAAAACUGCGAGUUCUUCAAAGGAAAGAAAGAAAGGUAUCGGCAGGUUCCGAGAUUAAGUCUGCUCAAUCUGCAGCAGCUGCACAAAUGAGAUGAUCAAGUGUAGACGGUGUCGUGUUCAACAACUCUGUGAACCCUUUAGGGGGCUUUGUGUAAUGGAAUCAACAAGAUUACAUUCUCUAAUUCUUUAUACAUAUUGUAAUUGUUAUUGUAGUAUUGUAAAGGUAGUGAACAUGAAGAUUUGUGCAACAAUGUAAGCAUCAUAUGGAUUUUUUUGUAUUCUGAGAGCUUUUACGCUUUUUGUCGUUGCAUCUCUGCAUCGUUUUUGCUCUUAAAAAUCGUUUCUGCUCUAUUGUCAUUUAAGUUAAAACAUAGUCAUAUGAGAUCUUGUUUGAAU
Amaranthus tricolor (Joseph's coat) is the source of this 2852-nucleotide messenger RNA. Its product is annotated as protein TPX2. Gene Ontology annotation, molecular function: protein kinase activator activity; microtubule binding. The record is from RefSeq and is a predicted model, not a curated record. Gene Ontology annotation, biological process: mitotic spindle assembly; regulation of mitotic spindle organization; activation of protein kinase activity. The coding region runs from base 185 to 2551 and encodes 788 amino acids. Gene Ontology annotation, cellular component: nuclear microtubule; mitotic spindle. Lineage: Eukaryota; Viridiplantae; Streptophyta; Magnoliopsida; Caryophyllales; Amaranthaceae. The transcript has 20 exons.